AUGGAGGUUCAUGAAGGGAUCAGGAAUGCGAGGCCUCAAGGGGACUAUAGUGAUUAUGCACUGACCGAACCUUGUUCCUUCGGGGUAUGGUUGCUGAUGAUUUGUCUAAAGACGUUCCAGGGAGAGUUUUGGUCUCACGGACCAACAAGAGGAGAAAGCAGGCAAAAGAAGCUCAGGUCGAUCGAACCGACGAGACGAGCAUUACAAGUCGAUCGAUCCACUCCCUGCAGUACCGAUUCGAUCGACCCACACCUUGUGGUACCAAGUCGAUCGACCCCAUGCAUGCCAUGCAUCGAUCAAUCUCAGCCGUUCGAUCCGUCUCGCUCACAUGACACCACAGCCGUUCGAUCGACAUCAAUGCUAACCGUCGAUCGAACCGACGCAAACCGGAUUGAACCGACCCCGACCCUGUAA
Microthlaspi erraticum is the source of this 414-nucleotide messenger RNA. NCBI's taxonomy places the organism in Eukaryota, Viridiplantae, Streptophyta, Magnoliopsida, Brassicales, Brassicaceae. The record is from the annotation of a GenBank genome assembly.